Messenger RNA from Drosophila eugracilis, 3895 nucleotides. RefSeq names its product adenylyl cyclase X E. Gene Ontology annotation, biological process: cAMP biosynthetic process; adenylate cyclase-activating G protein-coupled receptor signaling pathway; intracellular signal transduction. NCBI's taxonomy places the organism in Eukaryota, Metazoa, Arthropoda, Insecta, Diptera, Drosophilidae. The record is from RefSeq and is a predicted model, not a curated record. Gene Ontology annotation, molecular function: adenylate cyclase activity. Bases 1 to 3495 code for a protein of 1164 amino acids. The transcript has 12 exons.
AUGGAUUCCCCGUAUUACCAAGAAGACGUGGUAGCCUACCGCUCGCUGAGCAACAUUAAGGGUUUGGAAUGGCGACAUUUAAGGGAAAAGUGUCAUAAACUUCACCUGGAGAUAGCCUGUUCUCGUCUUCGGAAGCUGGCGAUGGUAACAAAUGUGGCCCGAAUUAUUUGGAACGUUGAAUUCCUUAUUAUACUUCAUAUUAUACUCUUGGUGUGCCUAGUCAGGGAUGUUGUACUAGUCUCAUUGCUUCCUUACUUUGCGAUUAUGCUAUUCACUCCAUUUAUUAUGAUGCUUAGCAUGCAGGAUGAUGCUAGUUUUACCUUGAAUGUGAUCGUCUCAUGGUUGAUGGCAUUCUUUUUAGCUCUCAUGGACAUGUCUUCCGACCUCCUGGGGGCCAUCCAACAUGGAGCAGCCUCUCCGGUAGUGCCCUGCUAUGAUCACCUAAUACUAGUCUGUGUCUACAUGAUUCUACCAAUCACAUUCUACAAAGGCCGCUCAGUACAUAUCCUGGGAUUUGCCGUUUCGGCACUUUACAUCUUCUUCGUUUUUUAUGUGCAGUAUCUUAAUGAUCAAAUAUCGCCCGACCUCCUCGCUUCAUAUAUCAUAUACCUCUUCACCCUCAAUCUGAUUUUUUCAUACUUCUGUAUAACUCGAGAUUAUUGGAUUCGACGCUCAAUACUGAGUCGCUACCAAUUGAUAUACCAAAGCAUUGUCUAUCAGAUCGUUAUGAAAAAGGAGAAUGCCCUGUUGGAGUCAAUCCUACCACGCAGAAUGGUUCGCACAUUGCAGGAGGAAAUCUGCAGCCGCAUCGAGGAUCAGGAUAAAAAUUAUUCCCCUUUUAGAUCCAGUGCACGAAAAUUGUUCUUAGAACCAUAUCCAGAAGUUUCCAUUUUGGUGGCUGACAUGGUCAACUACACGCAUCUGACCACCACCCUAGAUGCGCCGCAACUUGUGGAGAUUUUGCACGAAUUGUUUGUGAGUUUUGACCUGGCUGCCAAUCGCAACCGGGCGAUGCGAAUCAAGUUCUUGGGCGAUGCGUAUAACUGUGUGGCUGGCAUUCCUAACUAUUUCCCCGCCCACGCCUCCUGCUGCGUGGACCAGGCGCUGGAGAUGAUUCAUAUUACGCAGGACAUAAGAAAUCGGCGGAAACUGGCCAUCAACCUGCGGAUCGGGGUGCACUCGGGCGAGGUAUUUGCUGGCAUCAUUGGCCACUCAAAGUGGCAGUUUGAUAUCUGGUCGAAGGACGUGGACAUCACCAAUCGGCUAGAGUCAUCCGGUGCUGAAGGUAUGGUGCACGUUUCCCAGAGAACUCUAAACAUGCUGGACGAACAUUAUGUGUACGCCGAAGGUACGGAAGCGGCUAAAAAUGAUCCGAUUCUGUUGCAAGCGGGUAUACGUACCUACCUGGUCAGCAGCCGACUUCCUGAUUACGUGGAGCCCGGGGAGCUAGACAACGACAACAGCGUUGCCUCAAUGGGUUCAUAUCGCCUGAGCUACGGGGGAUACUUUGAGGAGAUUCAGAUUAAGGCGCAGCGCGAAAUGAUAAAGGAGGUGGAGCACAUGGCGGUGGGACAGAGUUUCUUGGUGUGCAAGCGGAACAUAUCGGUCAAGAAAAAAACCUUCAGCGAGGACUACCUGUUCAACUCCCAGAUUCACAGCAUCCCGGGCGUAUUCCGCAGCUGGAAGAUGGAGUGGGCCUUUCAUAAUCUACCGGAUCUGAUGAUGAAGUACACCUUGUUUAUUGUGUUCUGUGCCGGAUUGGCGAUAUUAUGCAUUAGUUGGAUCCAGAAAGUCGAAUACUCUGACUUCCUCACCUUGCUUGGAAUACUUAUCUUUCUGAUGAUUCUGAGUUUUCUUGGCGGAUACAAGAAGCUUCGCUUGCAGUGUAGACAAAUCACGCCCGUGUCGCAGCCCUCUUUCUUCCUGAGUCGCUGGCUUCUAAGGAGCUCGGAACUCAUCGAGAACUCGCUUUUUGUAAGGGUUCCACUGACCGUUGUGAUACUUCUCCUGCUCUACAUUAUGGCCUCUUUGCCAGUGUUCACUUGUGAUGUAGCUAAGCUAGAGCUUGAGAUUAUUGAUGCCCAUCUGCAUAACGAAAAGUCAUAUGCAAAUUGCUUUGCUCCCUGGACGGUCACCUACUGUGUGAUUAUUGUGCUCAGUCUAUUGUUUGUCAUUUUGGGGUGUCCGCUUAUGAUCAAGGUGAUCGUGGGCCUUCUGAUCGUUGGCCUCCACUUGGGAACCAUCCACUUCUAUUACGGAUUCGCCUUCGAGCGGUCAGAGACCACGGAUCUAGGACUUAAGGCGGACUAUGCUCAUACCUGGUACCUGAUUGCUUUCUUCCUGAUUCUGUUGUUGCGGGAACGUCACCUUAACUAUCUUAAGAAGGUUUCCUUCUUCAUGCGCAUCCGCUACGAGGACACUCAUCAACAGACUGAUGAAAAGUUGCGCUCCAUUAAGAUCAUUAUGGCCAACAUGCUGCCUACGCACGUGGCGGAGGUGUACAAGGUAAGGCGACCCAACGAUCAGCUCUACUACGAGAACUUCUCCAAAGUGGCCGUGAUGUUCGCCUCUAUCGAGAACUUCAAUGCGGCUACAGCAGGUCUGCGGAUUCUACACGAGAUAAUCUGUUGCUUUGACGAUCUCCUGGUCACCUAUCAAUCAAAGAAUAAAAUUGAGAAAAUCAAAGUAAUGGGAUGGACCUACAUGGCGGCCUGUGGCCUCGAAGCUGAUCACUACACCGACUUCUCGAUCAACAUUCCAGUCCAGACUGCCGAUGCGGAUUCGGAGAUGAGGCGCAGAUCUAGCGUACUUACUGUCCACUUUGGCAGUACCGAGGACGAUGAAAUGAGCGAUACAUUGAGCAUGUCGGUCGCCCAAGUGCAAGAUGCCCCCGUCUUGGUGAUGACCGAAUUCGCUUUGGAUUUACUCCGCAUCAUGCAUGAUUUGCGAUACAACUACGCGUUUUCUGAGUAUGAUAGCUUUUUGACGGGCAGUCUCAAAAUCGGCAUCUCGCAUGGACCGGUGAUGGCCGGCGUUGUGGGACUCUCAAAGCCCCACUAUGAUAUUUGGGGACAUACCGUCAAUAUGGCUUCUAGAAUGAGCUCCACUGGUCUGAUGGACAACAUCCAAGUAACCCGGAACACGGCCAGGGUGCUGCGACAAUACAACAUCCGCUGCAAUUACCGGGCUCACACGGAGGUAAAGGGGGUAGGCAAGGUGCCUACAUAUCUGGUGGUUCUGGAUCAAAACCUGACUUUCCACGAUCACGACCAAGUCAGCAUGAGCUAUGUAAGCACGAGCAUGAUAAUCGACGAUACUCCAAUGGAAUUCGACCCGAGCUACUUCGGCAAUAAGUCUUCUGCCUCCGAAGAGGCUGAAGAGGAGCACGAGGGUGAGGAAGAUGAGACGGAGAUGGGCGAUGAGGAGGACGAGCUGGAGGAUCCAAAACGGGAACGAGAAAAGGGAGGCAUCCUCCUCACCGGGGACAUGUAUUAAUAUAUAUUUAUUUAAGCAUAUAUAACACACAAAGAUAGAUGUAUUCGUACAGUUCAAAGCAAAUGUUCAUUAUGAGGUUAAAUACGUUACGAUUUGAGCACUCGCUGAAAUCUUUGCACGACUUGUGAUCCAAGUAUACGUAUGUGAAUAAUUCCGAAUUAUACAUAGUCGUUAAGUUAUGUACUUGCUACAGAUAAUACACGCAUCUCCAUCAUCAACAAAGCACCAUCCGUGUGAUCAGGUUUCGGUUUCGUUUGGUUUUGUGCACAGUGUUGAGCUUAAGUAAGCAUUGCAGCUGGUUUGGGGCAUUGAUAGAGUCCUUAUUCGUUGACAGAACUGGAGUUUAGCAGGGCCGUAUCCUCUGGAAUGGGCUUUCGCUUGUAGGAGGGCUCAGUGGCUA